Molecule: messenger RNA, 2242 nt
Organism: Gorilla gorilla gorilla (western lowland gorilla)
Lineage: Eukaryota; Metazoa; Chordata; Mammalia; Primates; Hominidae
Gene: CCDC42
Product: coiled-coil domain containing 42
Exons: 6
Coding region: 1319-2047 (242 amino acids)
Biological process (GO): spermatid development
Source: RefSeq, a predicted model, not a curated record
GAGGGAGCCUGCGCCUGGCGGGAGCGAGCUCAAGGUCCCGGCCAGAGUCCAGCCAGAGACCCCAGGGCGCCCGCCGCACACCCGCCGUCCCACGCGAAGACGUCCGACCUCCAGCCAGAUGAGUUAAUGCACGCAGCCUGACGGGAUCAAGGAAGGCGGCCACCACGGAGUCAACUUUUUAAAUAAGGUCAUUUCCGUUACCGUGUUUUGGCAUUUCUUCCUGUUUUAAGUUUAUGCAAACAAAAACGCGCAGGGCCGGGCGCGGUGGCUCAUGCCUGUAAUCCCGGCACUUUGGGAGGCGGAGGCGGGUGGAUCACCUGAGGUCAGGAGUUCGAGACCAGCCUAGCCAACAUGGAGAAACCCCAUCUCUGCCAAAAGUACAAAAAUUAGCCGGGCGUUGUGGCAGGCGCUUGUAGUCCCAGCUACUCGAGAGGCUGAGGCAAGAGAAUCGCUUGAACCCGGGAGGCAGAGGUUGCAGUGAGCUGAGAUCCCGCCAUUGCACUCCAGCCUGGGCGACAGAGCGAGACUCCGUAUCAAAAAAAAACCAAAACCAAAACAAAACAAAAAACUGGCGCAGGCCCCGAGUCUUCUGAGGGGCCUGGCCUGGGCCCUCCUCCUGUGCCUGUCCCCGCGCACCCCUCGCCCGUCCCCCCUUCCCCACCCGGCCCCACCGCGUGCUGGGCCCGCCGCCUGGUUUCUAACCUCCCGCCUCCUCGCGACUCCACCCCUGCCGCCGCUAAGCACCUCCUUUCUUUCUCUGCUCUUCUUCAUGGCCUUCCGACCAAGGCCCGGCCCCUCCGUCACCCUCACCCACACCUGAACCCCAGGGAGGCCCUAAGAGCAGGGCGCCCGCACAAGGCCGCUCCUCCACCCGAUGCCCCUUCUCAGCCACACACCAGAAACUGCCUCUGGCCCUGGGCUCCAUGGCAACCAGCAUCUAACCAGGCCUAAUGCCUUCCCAGAAGUUCCUGAGGGCAAAGGGCAGGAGCAGAGAGCAGGACCCCAGCAAGGGGAGGACCAAUGGGGGCAGGGGGCAGGGGGCAGAGGGCAGCGCCUGGACUCCACGUGCCGGCCACAGAACCAGGCAGCCUGUUGCUAGGUAACCACAUCUCCCAUAACUGCCCCAGCACAUCGUCCUGAGCCGCCCAACCUGUCUCCAGCCACCUUCUGUGGAGUCUCAAACUCCAUCAUCUGUGGGACCCUGAAGGCCGAAGGGAGAAACAAGAGCGCAGCCACCACCCCUGAGCCACCUGUGGCUCUGCUACCCACAAUUUCACUGUGAAGAGUCAGCUGCCUGGGCCGUGAGGUCACUGCCACCAUGAGUCUGGGCAUCAUGGAAGAGGAAGACCUGGCCGAGUACUUCCGGCUGCAGUAUGGGGAGCGGCUGCUGCAGAUGCUCCAGAAACUCCCCAAUGUUGAGGGGGCGUUGGAGUCCCCAUCCAUCUGGCUACUGGAGAAGAAAAAGGAGACAGAAAUCAUGCAUCAAACUAUGGUGCAGAAGAAGAAGAUGUUUCAGCGCAGAAUGGAAACCCUGAACCUGCGCUGGGAGGAACUGGGCGUUAAGGAAGCCCAACUGAAGGCUCACAUCCAGAAGUCUGAGCAGUUCAUCCAGGAGAACGACCAGAAACGGAUCCGCGCCAUGAAGAAAGCCAACAAGGAGCGAGAACUCAAGUGCCAGCACAUGCAGGAGCUGACCAAGCGCAAGCAGGAGAUGGUGGCGCUGCGGCUGGAGCACCAGCGGCUGAGUGCCAAGCUGAAGGACUACUCCAUCUUCAACAAGUACCUAGAGAAGGUGGUGGAGAACUCCGAGGAAUCUCGCUGGGCGCACAUCCAGAACACCGCAGCCAAGAAGACCCUCCUGCUUGGCACCAUUAAGAUGGCCACGCUGAACCUCUUCCAGAUCGUGAGCAAGCACAUGAAGGAGGUGACUGAGGUGGCACUGGAGGACACCCACAAGCAGCUGGACAUGAUCCAGCAAUUUAUCCAAGACCGGUCGGACAUCUGGGCAGAGGUGAAAAAGAAGGAACAACAGCGAGUCCGGAUUUAAGGAGGCAGACUUGUUCCAGAACGUCCUGAGACAGAGAUCGUGAAAGAAGAAGUCGUGAGCCUGCGGUCCAGUCAGUCCAGCUCGGGACCGAUGCCCGCUGUGCCUUCCUGCUGAGGGACACCUGCUUAUUUUCCCCCGUGGGCCUCACUCUAUCCCUGAAAACAGUGAAUGUUAGAAGAAGUUUGUUCUCAAGUU